GUUUUUGAUCUCAUCUCUUGGGAAAGCAACUUCCUCUGUGGAAGAAGAAUGUGCAUAUAAUACGCCACACAAAAAUACAAGGAAACUGCAUUUACAGUUAGAGAGAAGGACAAGCUGUUUAUCUGUCACUUCACCAUAGCUUUGACUGGCAACAAACUGUUUUUUGAAAUUAUUCUGCCACGCUGGUGGACAGCUACAUCUCCAGAGACCAUGAAAGAGGUCAUGCAGUGUCUUCCGCAUUCCUGGCAAUAUCCAGGUUUACUUCUUUCUUUGUAUCUAUUGCUAAUGCCACUAGAAUUACAAGCAUUGGUCAGCUCUAAGCCCAACAUUGUCAUCUUGUUGGCUGAUGACCUUGGCAUCGGGGAUGUUGGCUGCUAUGGAAACAAGACCAUCAGGACUCCUAAUAUUGAUCGGCUUGCAAAGGAAGGUGUGAAGCUCACUCAGCACAUUGCUGCAGCUUCUGUUUGCACCCCAAGUAGAGCUGCUUUCUUAACUGGAAGAUACCCAAUCCGAUCAGGUAUGAAUGAAGCAGAUUUCCGCGUUCUUCACUGGCUUGCUGGUUCAGGUGGCCUUCCUCCAAAUGAGACUACUUUCGCCAAGAUAUUGCAGAAGCAAGGCUACACUACUGGUUUAAUAGGGAAGUGGCAUCUUGGUGUGAAUUGCAUAUACCGUAAUGACAGCUGUCAUCAUCCAUUAAAUCAUGGAUUUGAUUAUUUUUAUGGAAUGCCAUUUUCAUUAGUGGGUGACUGUCAAAAAUCACACCCUCCAGAGAUGGAAGCUCAAGUGCAGCUGAAUCUCUGGUCUUACACUCAAAUGAUUGCCCUUGCUGUACUUACUCUUGUAGCUGCAAAACUUUCUCAUCUGGUGCCUAUCAGCUGGAAAACAAUUUUCUUGCUAGCUUUGUUUGGCUUCUUGUUCUUCAUUUCCUGGUUCUCAAUCUAUGGAUACAUAAGAUACUGGAAUUGUUUUAUGAUGAGAAACUAUGACAUUACAGAACAACCAAUGAAGCUAGAGAGAGCUGCACCUCAUAUGCUGAAUGAGGCCAUUUCCUUUAUUGAAAGAAACAAGCAAGGGCCAUUCCUCCUCUUUGUUUCUUUCUUGCAUGUUCACACACCACUGGUUACCACUAAAAAAUUCAUUGGGACGAGCAUGCAUGGAUUGUAUGGGGACAAUGUGGAAGAGAUGGACUGGAUGAUCGGGAAAAUUUUGGAUGCACUUGAUUCUAAAAACCUACAAAAGAACACACUGACUUAUUUCACUUCUGACCAUGGUGGACAUUUAGAGGCUCUGGAAGGAAACAUUCAAAAGGGAGGUUCAAAUGGUAUAUACAAAGGUGGAAAAACCAUGGCAGGCUGGGAAGGAGGAAUCCGUGUCCCUGGAAUAAUUAGAUGGACAGGAAUGUUACCUGAGGGCAAGGUUAUUGAUGAACCGACAAGCCUGAUAGACAUAUACCCCACGUUGGUUCACCUGGCUGGUGGAACAAUACCACAGGACAGGAUAAUUGAUGGUUCGGAUUUAAUGCCUUUGCUGCAGGGAUCAGUUCAACACUCAGAGCAUGAAUUCUUGUUUCACUACUGUGAAACGUAUAUGCACGCGGCACGAUGGCACCAGAAGGACAGUGGAAAAGUAUGGAAGGUCCAUUACAUGACACCAGUUUUUCAGCCAGAGGGAUCUGGAGGUUGUUAUGAAAUUAGAAUUUGCCCGUGUUCUGGAGAAGGUGUGAUGCAUCAUGUUCCCCCUUUGCUGUUUGACCUCUCAAGAGACCCAUCAGAGGCCACCGCUCUGUCACCGGACACUGAGCCACAGUUCCACGCGGUUCUCAAGAGAAUAGAGGAAGCUGUGAAGGAGCACCGCAGGACGCUCACUCCUGUCCCACAGCAACUUUCUUUGCUGAACAUCAUGUGGAAACCGUGGCUGCAGCCAUGCUGUGGAACAUUCCCGUUCUGUUGGUGCGACAAAGAAAAAGAUGACAUAUAAAAUAGACAAAGAUUUCUUCUCUGGGCUGGAUGGAUCACAGUACUAGUAAAAUGGGAGUCUGGGGCAUGGUGGUGGGGGAUUAUUAUCUCAUGACCUGAAAAGAAAGAAACCUAAUAAAAGAAAUAAGUAAUGAAACAGAAGUCCGGUAAAUUGUGCUGUUCUAUAAUUGUUCUGUGAGUCAAUAGAUCUGAAAGUGAAGUUGUAAGUAAGCUAAUUUAAUCUGUUGUUUUGAGAUGCUAAAUGACCGUAACUUU
Molecule: messenger RNA, 2231 nt
Organism: Varanus komodoensis (Komodo dragon)
Lineage: Eukaryota; Metazoa; Chordata; Lepidosauria; Squamata; Varanidae
Product: arylsulfatase H-like
Exons: 11
Coding region: 211-1977 (588 amino acids)
Molecular function (GO): arylsulfatase activity
Source: RefSeq, a predicted model, not a curated record